Messenger RNA from Zingiber officinale, 2269 nucleotides. Its product is annotated as very-long-chain aldehyde decarbonylase GL1-2-like. The record is from RefSeq and is a predicted model, not a curated record. Lineage: Eukaryota; Viridiplantae; Streptophyta; Magnoliopsida; Zingiberales; Zingiberaceae. Gene Ontology annotation, biological process: lipid biosynthetic process. Gene Ontology annotation, molecular function: iron ion binding; oxidoreductase activity. The transcript is spliced from 10 exons. The coding region runs from base 79 to 2046 and encodes 655 amino acids.
AUGCUGUGCUGCAGAACGCAUCCGUCUCUCCGUGGCUAGCUCGUCCCUUCUCCUUUCUCUUCUGCAGACGAAAUCAAAAUGGUGGCUGCUCCUCUGUCUUCCUGGCCGUGGUUCAAUUUGGGACUCUACAAGGCAUGCACGCAAUCUUCUUCUUCUUUCCCUCUCUGUAUUAUAUUCUUAAUGUCUUCUUGUGAUCUAAUUAAUCGACUCGGAAGAGAGAACUUGAUCGUGCAGUAUCUGUUAUGUGCGCCACUGGUUGCCAAAGCUGUGAGCGAGUGGAAAAGCCACGGAGAAGGAGCGGGGUGGUCUCUUCACCUUCUCAUCCUCUUCAGCCUGAGGAGCCUCGUCUUCCAGCUCUGGCACAGCUUCUCCAACAUGCUCUACUACACACGCAGGCGCAGAGUCAUCCCCCACGGCCUGGAUUUCCACCAGAUCGACCGAGAGUGGGACUGGGACAAUUUUCUGAUACUGCAAGCUCUGGUCGCAUCCAUGGCGGUGUGGCGAGUAGUGCCAGGAUCGGACGGGGUUCCUGUGGUGCAGUCAAAGGGAUGGCUGAUAGCUCUGUUGGUGCAUGUGCUGGUAUCCGAGCCUGUGUUCUACUUGGUGCACAGAAGCUUCCACGGAGACUACCUCUUCUCUCACUACCAUUCAAUUCACCAUUCGUCACUUGUGCCACAGCCCAUGACAGCCACGUUCGGAACGCCACUGGAGAACCUGGCGAUGACGGCGGUGAUGGCGGCGCCUCUACUCGGAGCCUUCGCCGCCGGCCAUGGCUCUGUGGGCCUCGUGUACUCCUACGUCCUCGCCUUCGAUUUCUUGAGGUGUUUGGGUUACAGCAACGUGGAGAUCUUCCCCUCGCAGCUCUUCCACUCGCUGCCCUUCUUACGUUACCUCAUCUACACUCCCACGUACUUAAGCAUCCAUCACACGGAGAAGGACUGCAACUUUUGCCUUUUCAUGCCUCUCUUUGAUUUUCUGGGGAACACCAUGAAUAACAAGUCGUGGGACUUGCAGAAAGAGAUAAGCUCAGCAGGGAAGAACGGAGGGGUUCCGGAUUUUGUCUUCUUGGCCCAUGUCGUGGAUGUGAUCUCGUCCAUGCACGUUCCGUUCGUGUUUCGUUCGGUCUCUUCUAAGCCAUAUGUGGCCAAUCCCUUUUUGCUGGUCCUUUGGCCCUGUGCCUUCUCGACCAUGCUCUUGAUGUGGGUGCUCUCCAAGACCUUCUCCCUCUCUUUCUACCACUUGAGAGGUCGCUUGCAUCAGACUUGGGUCGUCCCAAGAUAUGGCUUUCAGUAUUUCUUGCCCUUUGCGAGUCAGGGCAUCAAUGAGCAGAUUGAGAUGGCCAUACUUAGGGCCGACAAGUUGGGAAUUCGAGUCCUUAGCCUUGCAGCAUUGAACAAGAACGAAUCACUAAAUGGCGGCGGGACACUGUUCGUGAACAAACACCCGGAUCUAAAAGUUCGAGUCGUCCAUGGCAACACCUUGACGGCCGCCGUCAUCCUAAAUGAACUCCCGAGGAAUGUAAAGGAGGUCAUCUUGACUGGAGCUACGUCCAAGCUUGGGAGAGCAAUUGCGCUCUACCUUUGCAGAAAAAACAUACGAGUGAUGAUGUUGACUUUAUCGACUGAAAGAUUUCUAAAGAUCCAGAAGGAGGCACCGACAGAGUACCAACACUAUCUAGUACAAGUCACCAAGUAUCGAGCGGCAAAAAAUUGCAAGACAUGGAUAGUGGGCAAAUGGCUCUCGCUGAGGGAUCAGCAGUGGGCGCCUGCCGGCACACAUUUCCACCAAUUCGUGGUGCCUCCCAUCAUUGGCUUCCGAAGGGACUGCACCUAUGGAAACUUAGCCGCCAUGAGACUCCCCAAGGACGUGAAAGGAUUAGGUUCGUGUGAGUACACGAUGGAGCGAGGGGUGGUGCACGCAUGCCAUGCUGGUGGAGUAGUCCAUAGCUUGGAAGGCUGGACGCACCAUGAGGUCGGUGCGAUCGAUGUCGAACGCAUUGAUGUGGUGUGGAGAGCUGCGUUGAAGCAUGGGCUGACGCCCGCUUGAAGAAAGUUGUAAUUUAAGUUCGCUACGACUCGACAUUUCUGGACUUGUGAUCACCACAAGUUACACACAUGAUCGAUGCUUUAAUUUAUUCGAGAAUUAGAAAUGUAAUUCAUUCGGUGUAGCUAGGAAGAAGUUAGUAUGUGUGCGUGUAAGAACUAAACGUUUGGGGGAGAAUUUCCUAAGAAAAUAAAAUGAAUAAGCAAAUUAAUUAAUCUCCCAAAAA